Coregonus sp. 'balchen' is the source of this 8631-nucleotide messenger RNA. The record is from the annotation of a GenBank genome assembly. Lineage: Eukaryota; Metazoa; Chordata; Actinopteri; Salmoniformes; Salmonidae.
AUGGCUUGGCCGUGCAUAAGCAGAGUGUGCUGUCUGGCUCGGUUCUGGAACCAGUUUGAUAAAUCCGAUCUUUCAGUGCCACUGACCAUACAGAACUAUUCGGAGAUCACCGACCAAGAGGUACAAUCCGUCACCAGGCAGGUACCGACGGACCGGGUUCUGAGGCACAACUAUUCCACCCCGGAACACCGCGGAUCCCCCCAGACACCGGGAGAUGCCCCGGGGACCCAGAGGUCAUUGAGGGGCCGGAGGGAGCCCAACUUCAAACCCCAGGUUGACUACCACCAACCCGGUGUGCCUUUCUCCAGUGUCACCCAGUACACGCAGGAUUACAAACCCUGGCCUAUUCCGAAGAAGGAGAAUUUCCCCUGGAUUAGCAAUGGCGGAAAAGGGGGCGACGUUGGUUCGGAUAGCCCGGUAAACAGUAACCCCAAUGCGAGCCAGACGAGAGGGGACAUAGGGGAGAGGGAGAGAGAGGAGCGGGGCAGACAGAGGUGGGGGGAGCCGGGGACGGUAACAGCUAAAAGCUCUUACAGGUAGGUUCCAUCACUCUGACGCUGUCCUUUCAGAACCACUCUGUUUCUUUCAUUUCAGCACCUAGAGCUUUUCACUCACUAAAAAAACUAUUGAUAACCCAUUGCGCUCUAACCUAACGAUUCCAUGAGUCUGCUUCAAAUUUGCUUUAAUUUCUUAGCUAAUGAUGCGCUCUCUGAAAUUCAUUAAAUCAUUUGGUUGGAUUAUGUACAGUGGGCCAUUGGCCCAAAUCUAAUCUGCAGUAUACAUAAUCAUGUAAUACCUUUUCAAAGGAAAUUGCUAUGCGAAAUAAAUUGUAUAUAUUAUGUGUCAUGCUACAGAAAUAAUCAGUAGAUUUUAUCUGUAAAGUAGGCUGCUGCUGAAGUAGAAACACAGCAAAACGCUUUCAAUUAUUCACAAACUCACACACUUUUUAACCCCCCCAUGUUGAAUAUUUUUUUUAUUUUAAGUCCAUCAUUAAAAACCAAAUUGAAGCUAUUCUGCCUGAGAUCCUGAUUUAAUGAUAAUCCAAUGCUGCAGCUAACUUUUGAUAAUACUGUUAACAGAACCCACCUGGGCCCCUCUACCCCCUCUGCUGUAGCCCCAAUCGAUGUUGUUACCAUUUAUCAAUGAUAAGCCUAUGUCAUUAGGGCUUACCUUGCUCUCUGAUUGGUUCGUUCAUGCUUUGGUUGGUUCGAUUUACACAACAAUACAGAAUUUGCUAAAUAGCCUACAGUAUAAAGAGCAUAAAGCCAAUGGAAAAACGUUUGCAGUGUUUGUAAAAUAAAAAUAAUUUUGCAGACCGCGAGAGCUCUCUCUUACCCUUCCAUCCUCUCAUCCUUGUAGACAGGAGUACAGGCCUUGGACGGGGGCAAGACCAGCCAAGACCACCAGGCAACAACGCCCCCCUGCCCCGUAUGCCAGUCCCGGGUCGGGGGUUUCCCACCUCCCUAAUGAGACCAGCUACCAAGCCGCCUACAAUGGAGGCGGGGAGGCUUUCAGACACACAGAGCUUCACCAGAGGGACCAUACUCCCAGCACCUCCACUGCUGGCCUGCUGACCACCACCUCCAUCUCCACCGUCCCCCAAAACACCGUAACCCCACUCCAGCCCUACUCCAUUGCCACUACCACCCCUAUCACCACCACCACCGGCCUCCAGCAGAGCAGCCUGCCAGAGAGACCCGACCUCAGUAUAGGGACCAUGGGAGAGGUGAGACAGCGGACUCCUGUUUUUGUGUUUCCCAGUGUGUUUCAGGGCAUAAAUCCUGUUUUUAAAUGUUUUUAAAAUGGGCCGUAUCCUUGAUAUGAGCAAAGUCUUAGUGGUAGGAUCUCGUCCUAUAGAAGUCAUUGUACACAUUUCUGAUCUCUCCCUAUUCCUUAGAUAGUACUAUUUCUGGCUAAAGGCAAAGCCACUUAAAAGACAGACACUGAAUGGGGAAUAUAGGGUAAAGGUAUGGUUUGGGAUAUAGCCAUUAUUCCAGCCAGGUACCAGGUGUUCCCAGUGGUGCUGAGGCAUCUCUAAGAGCAUCCCAUUAUCAGCCUGAAAACGUCAUCCUGACACGUUUUUGCAAAAAGGUAAAAUGGCACAGUAGCUAAUGUUUUUCUCAAUACAUUGCAGUCAAUGGGGAAAAAUUAGGUGAUACAGCAUCCUGUCCUGUCCUGUCCUAAAGCUGCUCAAAGUGACCCAGCUGUUUCGGAUGAUUAUGUAACACCAGAAAACUGCCAGGCUUAUGACAUUGACCUGGUUAGAGCAGGCAUUACAUGAGGAGAAAAGAAAGUCAAUAAUAUUCAGACAUCUGGCCAAUUGGAUUUGGAGACUCAAUCACUGAGAUGUUGUGUCAAAGUGGGUUCAGGUGUGGUGAGAGGGCAGUAGGGAGGGAGGGAGUGGGGGAGACAGAGACAGAGAUACAGAUAGACAGAGAAAGAAAGAGCAGUACUGUAACUCCUGUUUUGAUCCCUGCGUGACAGGGAGUGGAACUCUUUGGGGAAUCUCCAGGGGUUUAGUGUGACCCCCCCCUCCCCCACCCACGCUCCUCUGUGCCAUCUGCCAGCGGAGAGUAGGAGAGAACGGGCCGGGCUGGUCUGGACAUACUCGGCUUUCCGCUUUCACUCAUUGUCAUCUAUGCCAGAGAGAUUGUCACAGAUUAGAGAAAGAAGAAACUCCUGCACACUGCUUGCUAGGAAUGUUUCAGUUGUCAAUUUAAUAGCAAGUUGAAAUAAACAUAUAUUUUUGGCCAUUCACAUGAGAGAACAUGUUUUAGCCUCCAAGUUAGAUGUAGAAUGCCAGUGUAUAGUCAGUCUAAGCAAGAUGUUGUAGCAGUAGCGUAGCCAGAAUUGUUUUGUUGGAUGGGCCUGCAGAAAACAGCUAACUUCCUGCAAUUUUAUACAUUUUGCCAUGGGGCAAAGAUAAACAUUUGCAAUUGUAUAGCUAAUUUCCUGCAAUUCUACACAUUUUGCCAUGGGGCAGAGAGGAAAAUGUGCAGGUUUAUAAAUAAUCUCAUGCUAUGCUACACAUUUUGCGAUGAGGCUGAGAGAACAUUUAGCAUUUUGAAUGCUAAUUAAAGCUGUAAGGGUUGGUGUGAGGUGUGACCCAGAUGGGGUGCAGGAUAGACAGUAGGCAGUAGGCAGAGAUAGCAAAACAAGGAUCUUUACUGAUGGUCCCGAAGCCAGGAUACAAAAUAACGGACUUUACACGAAAAAGAAAAGCGGAGCAAAUAAGACUCCAAAAAACAGGCUGACAGUCAAAAUACGAAAUACUAACUGAACACUUCUCACGUACCUGUCCAUACGUCCCGUGAUCAGACACUGAGUAGUACUGCUAGGCAUAGUGAAACUAGCAGAGGAAACUGAGCAAGGGAACUCAGGGAAGUGAGGGCAUAAAUACACAGGUGAACAGGUAGUCACAGGUGACACCAAUAGGGUACUGAUUAGUCCAGACUGUGAGUGAGGAGGUGCCUAAGGUUGUCGGAGGAUGACACCUAGUGGGUCGUUCCGGAACUGCGACCCCCUCCUGUAACAUAAAGCUAAAAUAUAGGUGUGUUGACAGUGAUAAAGGUACUGGAUUAUGAGCUGUUUUAUUUGCUAAAUGAACAAAUUAAGUGGGCAGUGGCAUGGUGCAUAUAGCCAUAGAAGCACAGUGACAUACGCCUCAAUGCGGUCAUAUUCGUGGCUUAUUGGGGGUGUGGCAUUCAGUCAGUUAUUUUUGGCCACCCAUCCCAUGAGUGAAUGUCAUUCCAGCUUGCUACUAAUUCUAUCUGAUGGCAUUUGCAUGUUUAGGCAAAAAGACAAAAAGUGUCCCGUUUGGAACACUGACAAGUAGAGAGCAUCAAAAUAAAAUAAAAUAACUUUUUUUCCUGCUCAAUCUGAUUGGGUGGGCCUGUGCCUACAUGACUGUGUUGUAGAAGGCCAGUCCAACAGCGUUUGACAGGCCACAGGAUUUAAUAUGAGACAUGUCAUCUGUAGGUCAUAGUCUAUUAAUAACCAUGGCCCAAAAACCAGGGUUAGAUGUGUGUGUGUUCAGGGUGUAUGCAAGGAAAGGUACAACACUACAGUAGGCUACUAUGUAAGAGCUGUUGUAAAGAUUGGGUGGAAAGGAUCUAACCCCAUCUCCUGCCCCGAAAAUUAGACAUCAGAUACCAACUACAGGCUAUGGUCAUCGUAUUGGACCCUCUCUCUGUACACCCCCUAACCCAUCAAUCAACUUCUACUUCAGUAAUACCUCCCCUCUACCCCCAAACAACAACCUAGUGCUCCAUCGUUUUUAUCAGUCACCGAGCAAUCUGCCAACAUGACGUAAAAGCAAUGGGAUCUAUAUUAAACAAUCCAGUCCAGUUCCAGCCUCCACAUACUGCCAACUCAUUAUUGACGCCCCCACCCACUGAGCUCUCUGACCAAGCACUCCAAACACCCACACACACACCCACAUCCACACACACACAACACUCAGGAUAUUGUCCAUCGACAUGAUGAGUCAAUGGAAACAUUUUCCAUUAGGAAGGUCAUGGAUAGACAAAAGCACAGCUGGGAAACAUUUGCCCGGGGAUGCGGGCAACACUAGCGCAUAGUACACAGAGCCAUGCAUACAGGUAGUAAGUAGUUAUUACCAUUACAGUAUGUGCUGAUAAACCUCUGAGAAGUUCAUCCGCUUUCAUAGCAUUCACCCAUCCAUCAAGGGAAUUAAUACUGUAGUCCUCCUUAUGCUUUUGGAACCAAAAUCAAUAAACAUGAUUAUGAGAGGGAGUGAGUGAUUAAAAAUGUAUUUAUAUUUUUUUCAAAUUAGCCGUACCCUUACAGUUAAGAAAGAUGCUUAAGCAGUCUACAAGCCAUUUAUUUCUGAAACAGCUUUCUGAGUGCUCCCUGAAUGAUGGUAAACAUUUAGGCAUAACAUUCUGUAGUUCCAUCAAUGCGUCUACUGAGAGUGUUUCCUCCCAUGAGACAUUAAGAACCUUGUUUUAGCACAGCUGGAGGACAUUGCCUGAGCUUUUAAAUGUGAUAUAAAGAUUUUUUUUGCUUUGUACUAAAACAGAUAAACAGGGGAGGAAUGGGGAUGUGGUUUACAAUGGGCUAGAACUGCAUAAAGAGAGGAUCAAACUGUGCAGACACAAAGCAUCCUGCAAAUCACCUCCCUUUGCACCCCUUUCCUCACUCUCAUCCUCUCUCCUUUCAUCUUCCCUCCAGUCCCUCUCCUCUUUUUUCUCUUUCUCUCUUGUUUCCCUGUUCGGUUGAAUUUGAACUUUUCCCACGAUGUGUCUGACUACAGCCACUGUCAUGAGCCAAACCAGCAGGGUUCUAUCAAGACCGAGAGAGUGAGUGAUGGAAAGGGUGAGAGGAAGAGAGAGCGAUAAAGUGAGCAAUAAUGGAUUAUUUUGCCAUUUUGCCAGUGUGAUGCGAUGCAGUGGCUUGCAGUCAUUUCAGCGUGAAUCUCAUUUAGGAGAGAGGCAGACCUGGCUGCUGUACUGAGAGUGUGUGUUGGAGGAGGUGAACAAACCCACAUAUACACACAAACACAUAGGCAAACAGACUGAAGCACACACAAACUUUUUUUUCGACGCUGCAGUUUGACAGAUUUAAUGUACAGACACAGCCUCACAUCCAGCAAAUACAGUAGUAGUCAUAUCCUAUUUUUCAUUGGCCGAAGAGACUGCUACUGAGACUACAGACCUACGACUUAGAAAAUCACACUUUGAUUUCAAGUCGAACUCUGCCAAACAAACCUUCCAUUGUACCACUACUAAUCAACUGCAUUGGAACAGGCAGAUCCAUAUCUAAUCAUCAUAUCAAGCCUAGAACAUGUUACUUGAUGGAUGCAGCAUGCAAACUUCAUUUCAGGGUUGAGUGAAAUUCCAUUCACGUAGGUUCCGGCUGAAUGUUCUUUCAGAAAGUCUAGCAUCAGCAGCAUUUGCAGUGAUUAAUUCUGUCUACUAGUCCACUGAUGCACUAUGACUGCACAACCAAACAAGUCACCUCUCAUAUUAUCAUACAAUAUUGGCCAGUUUAUUAGGUACACCCAUCUAGUACCGGUCGGACCCCCCUUUGCCUCCAGAACAGCUUGAAUUGUUCGGGGGAUGGAUUCUACAAGGUGUGGGGUUCAAACAUUGCUCAAUUGGUAUCAAGGGACCUAACGUGUGCCAGGAAAACAUUCCCCACACCAUUACACCACCUCCACCAGCCUGUACAGUUGACACCAGUCAGAAUGGGGCCAUGGAGUCAUGCUGUUUACGCCAAAUCCUGACUCUUCCAUCAGCAUGACGCAACAGGAACCGGGAUUCGUCGGACCAGGCAAUGUUUUUCCACUCCUCAACUGUCCAGUGUUGGUGAUCGCGUGCCCACUGGAGCCGCUUCUUCUUGUUUUUAGUUAAUAGGAGUGGAACCGGAGUGGUCGUCUGCUGCAAUAGCCCAUCCGUGACAAGGACCGACGAGUUGUGUGUUCCGAGAUGCCGUUCUGCACACCACUGUUGUAAUGCGCCAUUAUUUGCCUUUUUGUGGCCCGUCUGUUAGCUUGCACGAUUCUUGCCAUUCUCCUUCGACCUCUCUCAUCAAUGAGCUGUUUUCGCCCACAGGACUGCCGCUGACUGGAUGUUUUUGUUGGUCGCCCCAUUCGCUGUAAACCCUAAACACAGUCGUGCGGGAAAAGCCCAGGAGGCCGGCCGUUUCUGAGAUACUGGAACCGGUGCGCCUGGCACCGACGAUCAUACCACGCUCAAAUUUGCUUUGGUAAUUCGUUUUGCCUAUUCUAACGUUCAAUCAAAGAGUAACUGAAUGCCUCUAUGCCUGUCUGCCUGCUUUAUAUAGCAAGCCACGGCCACGUGACUCAGUGUCUGUAGGAGCGAACAAUUUUCGUGAACGGGGUGGUGUACCUAAUAAACUGUGUAUAUCAUACAGUCAUGAAAAAGUAAGUACACCCCCUGGAAAGUGGUCUUUUCUUUAAUUUAUUUUUGGACAUGGAUAUUUGAUCUAAAUUCCCACCACAUUCAUUGAUAAAGGUAACCCAAAUUAACAAAUCACACAAAACAAAUUAUACUUUGAAAAUGUUAUGCAAUUAAAAUAAACAAAAAUGCCUUUUCCUUAUGCGGAAGAAGUUAGUAUACCCCUACCUUUAUCAUCACAUAAAAUGGCUAAAAUUAGAAUCAGGUGCACCAAAACAGGUGCAAAUGAUUAGAGAAUUAUUAGAGAGAAACUGAGGAGGGUCCAGCCUUCCAUAAAGAUUAGAAACUUGGUCUGGUUUGGUCUUAACCAUAUGGGUGUGUGGUAACACAUCAUGCCAAGAUCAAAAUACCUACCCGAGGCCCUCAGAAGAAAGAUUAUUGAUGCCCAUGAGUCUGGGAGGGGUUACAAAUCAAUUUCCAAGCAAUUCGAAGUACAUCAUUCCACUAUCCGACGGCUCAUCUACAAAUGGAGAAAAUUCCAGACCACUGGCAAUCUACCUAGGACAGGUCGUCCCACCAAAUUCAGCCCAAGACCUGACUGAAAGAUGCUCAUAGAAGUCUCUAAGAACCCCAGGGUAACAUCAAGGGAUCUACAGGCCUCUCUUGCCACAAUCAAUGUCGAAGUGCAUGAGUCAACUGUCAGAAAGAGACACAAACUUGGCCUACAUGGGAGGUCAGGAAGGAAGAAGCCUCUGCUCUCAAAAAAGAAUAUCAAGACACGACUGACGUUUGCCAGACAAUACCUGGGUAAAGACAAAAACUACUGGAACAAUGUGCUCUGGACAGAUGAGUCAAAGGUGGAGUUGUUUGGCCGCAAUGCCAGACGCCAUGUUUGGCGAAAACGAAACACUGCCUUUGAACAGAAGAUCCUCAUACCAACCGUAAAGCAUGGAGGUGGUGGCAUUAUGGUUUGUGGCUGCUUUGCUGCCUCAGGGCCUGGCCAACUUGCCAUCAUUGAGUCAACCAUGAAUUCUAUAUUGUACCAGAUAAUUAUUGAGGAGAAUGUGAGGCCAUCUGUCAAAAAGCUGAAACAUGGAUCUUGCAACAGGACAAUAAUCCAAAACGCAAAAACAAAGCUACAACACAAUGGCAAAAAAAAAAGAAAUGGCAGAGUCAAAGCCCAGAUCUCAAUCCUAUCGAAAUGCUGUGGGGGGACUUGAAGUGGGCCGUGCAUGCAAGAAAGUCCUCGAACAUGACACAGUUGAAGCAGUGCUGUAAAUUCCUCCCAGUCGAUGUAAGAGACUGAUAGACAGUUACAAGAAACGUCUACAUGAAGUUAUUUCAGCCAAAGGGGGCAACACAAGCUAUUGAAGCUAGGGGUGUACUUAUUUUUUCCGCACUAUGGAAUUGCAUUUCUGUUGAUGUUUGAUGAAUAAAUUAUUACAAAGUAUAAUCCUUUAGUGUCAUUUUUUUGAUUAGGUCACCUUUAUCUGUCAAUAGUGUUGAAGUGAACAUUACAUUUCCACCUGUCCAAAUAUGUUUUUAAAAAAGACAACUUUUCAGGGGGUGUACUUACUUUUUCACAUGACUGUAUAUCGUAUCUGAACAGCACAAGACCUGCAUUGCUUGUCAUCAUCUUUGAAUAACCCAUGUGUUGUUUGUGUUUUUGCAGGAGCAGUUGGUUAGGACUAAGCUCUCUCCCAACCCCUCUGCAGUGUUUCAAAGCGGAUCCAGAAUCUUCAACAUAUGA